Molecule: messenger RNA, 2306 nt
Organism: Capra hircus (goat)
Lineage: Eukaryota; Metazoa; Chordata; Mammalia; Artiodactyla; Bovidae
Gene: AP4S1
Product: adaptor related protein complex 4 sigma 1 subunit
Exons: 6
Coding region: 846-1211 (121 amino acids)
Biological process (GO): vesicle-mediated transport; protein transport
Cellular component (GO): intracellular membrane-bounded organelle
Source: RefSeq, a predicted model, not a curated record
AUGAAGGCUCCUAAGGAUAUUUAACUCUGCUGCCCCUGUGCGAGCUGGUAACAUGAAACAAAUACGUUUUACUCCAAGCUAACAUUAAAUCUUUUCUCAAUCGUUUCCUGAGGACGGCACAGAUAGUCUGGUUUGGCUUUUUGUGUGUAAAGAUGGGAAUGGAGGAGAGGAAGGCCUGGUGAAGGGUACUCUAAAAGAAAAAGUCGGUACAGAGCAGCGUUGAUGAGUCAGUCACUAAGGACGAACUCAAAGGGAAUCGAAGUGAAUAAGGCAGCAUCCCAGGUAAAAAGGUACUUAAAAGUUGGCGGUAGGAAAUGAAAACUUCACAGGUCAGCCGCAAGCCAUUGUGCGCGGCAGCAGCCCUGGAAAGAAGCGUGGCUGUCAAAGAGUAAGGGCUCCCAACUCCGGGGGAGGGGGGCAGUCACGCCAAAUCGGAAACAGGGGGGUGAUCCGGGAAAAGGUGGUAAAAUCCCCAACCCAGUCCCUCUCCUCGGGUUCUCCAUCUUAAGAGGCAGAAACAGGAGCCAGCGCAGUGCCCGACAGCCCCACGCCGGAUUCUCCCACAGAGAGGAACUCGGCCCCAAACCCCGGAGGCCCGCGCAGAACGCCUCCGGAGGAGCCCCCGCAGACGCCAUACUAAAAGCCAAAAUGGCUGCCCCAAGGAAGCCCGCACCGCGCAGCCAGUGAGGUCUGGGUAACAAGCUUCUGCGGGAAAGGGGGAGGGGGGUUCUAGAAGAGCCGUCUCCAGGACUAUCGCCCCCCGAGCUGCACAGGUUCUGGUUACAGCCAUCCCUUGCCAUAUCCUUUGAAUUAUACUUGGAAAAAUAGUGGCCAGGGGGAAAAAAAUGAUAAAAUUUUUCCUCAUGGUGAAUAAACAAGGGCAGACCCGACUUUCUAAGUACUAUGAACAUGUGGAGAUUAAUAAGCGUACGCUUCUGGAAACAGAAGUCAUAAAGAGCUGUCUCUCUCGAUCCAAUGAACAAUGCUCUUUCAUUGAAUAUAAGGACUUUAAGCUGAUAUACCGGCAGUACGCAGCUCUCUUCAUUGUAGUUGGAGUUAAUGACACAGAGAAUGAGAUGGCAAUUUAUGAAUUCAUCCAUAACUUUGUGGAAGUUUUAGAUGACUACUUCAGCCGAGUGAGUGAACUAGAUGUAUCCUUUUUCAGUGCUGUGAGCCAAGUUUUCCACACUAGUUGGCAAAGGACAGGCUAGUCCCAAUCAGACCAAGAUCCUGCUCUUUGGUAAUGAAAACCUAAGACAGUAAAGUGUAGACUUUAGAAAUAUUCAGCCAUUGUCGUCAUCACCCUCAGAGUUUAAUUCUUUCUUCCAGUUCAGUUUCACAAAGGAAAAGUUAGGUACUCAAAUGAAGGGGCUCCUGGGGAAAGAAUUCGGUUCUUUCUAAUUAGCUAGAUGUCAUAGUCUAACAUUUUCUUCUUCCGCUAUGCCCUGUCCUGACUUUCUACCAGGAACAUCAGGAAGCUAAAGUGGCUCCCUAAUUCUCAAAUGAGUGUUUUCAGAAUGCUCCAUUUAUAAGUACUCCCUUGAAAAUUGGAAUUUUUAUCUCCUUGGGAAUUAAGUCAACAUUGCCUUGCUUUUCUUUAUUCAUUUCUCCUAGUGAUUGUUUUUUCCUUUAGCCUGUCUCAUGCUAAGGGUGCUGUUUUGAAAAGGUAUUUUUGGGGGUGGAAGUUUGAGGGGAGAGGGAGGGUGUAUACUCAGCAGCCUUGGGCCUCUCCUGAGAAGUCGAGAACCAGAGCAGCUGAGCCAAAACUCUGGAUGUAAAUUCCCGUUACAAUUACUAGCCAUGUGACCAUGGACAAUAGCUUUGAGCCUCUUUGUUCCUAUGUAAAAUGAGAAUAAUGUUAGCACAUACAUCACAGAAACAAAGAGAAGACUGAAAUAAUAUAUGUAAAACACUCAACACAAUGCCUGGAACAUAAUGAGUAUUCAGUAAGUCAUGGCUAUUUACUGUUAUUAUUGCUAUCUGGGAAGACAUUGUUCUUGAGGUCAGGUCACACACUCUUACCAAAAUUUACUUGCUUUAUUUCCAGCUUUUAGUACAUUCCCUCUCCCUCUGGCUAAAGGGUAUAUAGCUGCUCCAUUUCUAUGUCUGUUGUCCAGUGAGCCUAACCUAGGUGUACCUGUGUACAUGAGGUAAUAAUUUCUAGUAUAAACACCAAUUUUAAUUUUAGGAAAUCUGUUAAAAAAAAAACAACUGCAUGUUUAGACUAAUUUACACUAGAAAAAUUCCAAGUCAUGUUAUUAUUUACUGAAUGUUAACAUUUCUAUAACUAAUUUCCUUAAUAGUAA